Molecule: messenger RNA, 2047 nt
Organism: Cydia splendana
Lineage: Eukaryota; Metazoa; Arthropoda; Insecta; Lepidoptera; Tortricidae
Product: zinc finger protein on ecdysone puffs-like
Exons: 12
Coding region: 1-2004 (667 amino acids)
Source: RefSeq, a predicted model, not a curated record
AUGUCAUCUCGAGGUCGCGGAUACGGUGGAUACAAUGGGCGGGGCAGCUACAGUGGCCGUGCGAGCAGCGGAUACCGUGGCUCUUACCGCGGCAGUGGUGGCCGUGGCUCGUACGAGGGUCGCGGCGGACGUGGCGGCAGCUACUCCUAUAAUAAUGAUUCCCGAUACAGCAGCAGCGGUGGCAAUAGAUAUGCCCCAAGCAGGGAUAGGAUUGAAGAUUCCUAUAAAAAGUCGUAUAGAUCUGAGUCAACUGGUUAUUCCAAUCGGGAUUAUGGUGGCCGAUCUGGAUCACCUGAACGGAAAAGGAUAAGAAUGGAGGGGUCCAGCGAUAGACGUAGCCACGAAGGCGGCGGACACUAUGGCGGGUCUUACAGCGGUAGACAAGAGAUGUACAGCGAACGGCGCACGUUCAGUGGCGAGGACAGGAGGCGCUCGCCCAGCCGAGAGUACCGCAAGGCGAGCGCGAUGGGCCCGCCGCGCGAGCCGAUGCGCUCGGCGCCGCGCAUGCGCGCCACGCGCCGCGCCUUCCGCGGCCGCACGCUGCGCUCGCGCGCCUCCUACCGCGGCGCCCCGCGCUCGCGCCCCUCCUAUAGGCGAUUCGAAACCAGACCGCUGGGUUACACCCGAGCGUUCAGAUCUAUCAAGGGCCGAAGCUCUGUCAAGUCCAAGGAAGAUGAGGCCUCGUCAACCGAGGAAGACUGGGAUGCUGAUGACAAGGAUGAAGCCAUUGAGGACAAAAAGGAAUCCAAGAUCAAGUCACCUAAGGCAGAAGACGACGUGGACGGGUCUGACGGGGAAGCGGGCGAGGCGGGUGACGACGGGGACACGGACAAGGAGCCCGACCUGCCCGAGGUGGAGCCGCGCAAACGUCCGUAUGUGCACCUGCUCUGUGUGCACUGCAAGGACAAAUCUGCCACUUUCGGUGGAUACGCCAAGCACCUGAUGUCGAGCAAGCACCGCGCGGCCAUGAGCGCGGUGGCGCGGCGCCACAAGAUGCAGCUGCUGCGCAUGCGCGUGGCGCAGCGCGAGGCGCAGCGCUCGCUGGAGGCCACGGCCGGCGCCGACCUGGCCGCGCACACCACGUUCUGCCUCGUGUGCCGCCUCAACCACCGCACCACGCGCCUGGCGCACAACCAGAGCGACACGCACCGCGCCAUGAAGCGCUUCCUCAUGCCCUUCUGCCGCGUCUGCCGCCUCUCCUUCCGCUCGCCCAUGAUCUACGAGCACCACAUCUGCUCCCUAGACCAUCUCAAGAAAAAGGCGAACCGAACUAUUCGCCGCGCCAGCCCAAAGGAAGCUCAGGAAGGCAGUGGCGACGAAGGCAUGGAUGUUGAUUUGGAUAACUUUAUGACUCUCGACUCUGUGGGUGAUGUUGAUGAGGUGGAAGAUGAGGACUCUGGCACUGAGAAGAAAGAUAGUGAGGCUCCCAAGAAACCCAAGGUGGAGAUUAACAUUGGCAGUGACCACAUUAAGAAGUUGGAGGUGUGGUGGUGCGAGCUGUGCCGCGUGUACCUGCCGCGCACGGAGCCGGGCGGCGCGGAGGAGGCGGAGACGCUGCGCCGGCACUGCCGCCUGCGCAACCACCUCGGCCGCUACGUGCAGCACCGCGACACGCGCACGCUGCGCAAGCACGCCGAGCGCAUCCACCGCCAGCUGCACCAGCAGCGAGCUGAGGAAAACAAAGAGGCCAAUGAAGAUGAUGCUGCUGAGAAAAUCAAAAUUGAGAAAACUGAACCUGCUGAAGAAAAGAAGAAGAUAGAAAAUGGCGAGUCUGUUAAUGCUACAGGAGAAGACAAACUGUGGGCGGAUGUGGAUAAAGACAUUGGUGAUUUGUUGCGCGAAGUGCGUCCCACAAACGAGGGCAGCGACGACGACGAAGAUCUUGGGAGGUAUGACAAAUUCAGGAAGAGUGAUAAGAAAGACAAAGCUGAUGGCGAAGAAACAGAGACCACUGUGGCAGAGAGUCUUGAGAAACCUAAUAAUGAGGUUACUACCCCAGCCUAACUUCAUUUUGUUUGCACAAACUAUUCUCCUAUGUAUAUAUACA